UAUCCUAUCAUUUUUUUUUUUUUUAAUCUUACCUGUUGUAUAUGCUUACAUUUGUAUUAUAUAAAAUAUAGAAACCAUACAAAUGUGGAUUUUUUUUGCUGCUUAACCAUUACUGUUGAUUCAAAAUGGCUGUUGAAGAUAAAAAAUUGGCAUUAAAAAAAAUUUUUUUGAGAUAUAUUCAUCCUUUAAAAUCUAUUACCAACAAUUUGGAUCAAAAAGAAUGUUGGAUAGAACAAAUGACCUAUUUGAUUAAAGACUUUAAAACACUUCUCAACCUACCAUUUAAAGAAUUUUGGUCUACAAUCGUCUAUAACAAACAAGCUACAAUAGGAUUAUGCUCAUUUCUUAAAGACGCUGCUCCUCCUCACUUAAUAGAUCAACUUCCACAAGAUGAUAAUAUGUUAAAUAUGUACAGUAAAAUUUAUCAUUUUGCAUAUCGAUUAAUAACUCGGUUGACUACAUCUUCUGAGAAUGAAGAGAAUUAUAUGUCACCUCAUCAUAUGUGGAGUUUGUUAUGUGAUAACAAUAUUAUAAAUAUUCCCAUGUUAUUUGAUAUUUGUUCUAUUUAUGGUCAAUCACAUAAAAAAGAGUUAGAAAUAAUAUUCAGAGAAAUGUUUUUGUGUCAAAAAUCAUAUAAUGAACAUUUAAAAAAUUCUAUUCAAUUUACUAUUAAAUGCUUAGGUCAAUUUCAAGAUAAAAUUGAAUUAGAUCUUGAGUGUGAUAACCAUUUAUACAGAGGUAAUAAAACUGCUGCUGAAAUUGAAGAAAUCAAUAUUAUCAUGAUUGACGAUAUUAUAAAUUUUCUAUUAGAUACUUCUUAUAGCAUUUCAAAUUUUCUAGAAGUUUACCCGAUUGCCAAUAGUGUUUUUUACCAAGAAAGAUUGCAUUUCAUUAUUGCUUCAUUCUAUCACUAUGUUAAACCUCUAAUUUAUAAAAAAGUAAUAACUAUAAAUAAAUUGAAACAAUAUGAGAAGAAGCUUCAUGCAUCAAGGUUAUUACUUGUAAAGAGUGUUCAAUUAUGUUUAACUCAUCUAACAAACCAAAUUAUUGACAAAAAUGGAUCAGAUGGUUUAGUUGAAGAAUACCUUGAAGCUGUUACUGAACUAUUACAAUAUAACGAAUUUUUAAAUGAUUAUAAUGUUGUUUAUAAUUUGACUAGAGAUAUAAAAAAAUGCCAGAAAACUUAUAAAGAAAUAGAUGCAACAAGGUAUGAUUAUAUAUUAAAAUCUUUAGAACUAAUUAAUACAUCAAACAAUGAACGUGAACAAAAAAUGCUACAAGAGCAACUAUUAGAGCAACAAACCAGCAAUUUAAAUUUAGAAAAUGCAAAAUUACAGUCUCUUAUAAGCGAUGUAAAGGAUUUACUACCCCACUUAGGCAAUGGAUUUAUCCAAAAAUGUUUAGAAUUUUAUAAUAUGGAUUCUGAAAAAGUUAUAAAUAUGGUUUUGGAAAAUAGUCUGCCUCCAGAACUUACUCAGUAUGAUUUCAAUCUCCCUACCGCAUUAGAAGAUAAUAAUGAAGAUAAUGCUACUGGUUUUGAUUCAUCAACUAAAGGCAAAAAAAAACUUAAAAAACUUAAAGCUGUUUUGGAUGAUAAAUCUUUUCGUAACGAAAUGCGACCAUUUUAUGAACAGUAUAAUUUCACUGAAGUUACUUGUGCUGAAUUAGAGUCUUAUUAUGACGAUGAAUAUGAUGACACAUAUGAUGAAGUGGAAUAUGUUAUACCAGAACCCGCAGAUGAAAAUGAAAAAAGAAGACCUGACGUUGUACCAAGGGUUUUAACUGAAAAAAAAGUAAUUAUUGAAUGUGUAGAAGAAGAAUUUUCUGAAGAUGAACCACAACAAAUAUUAAAUUUCCAACCAUUCUGUGAAAAUCCUGAAGAAGUUCGUGAACGACAAGCUAGGAAAUAUGCUUCUAAGCAAUUAAAUAGGUCCAAUCGUAGUAAACCUAAAGCAUCUAUUCCAUCAAAUACUCUUUCUGGAUCAAAUGUUGACUUAGAUAGACAACGGAAAAAUGAGAAUAAAGCAUUCCAUGGAAAUCAUAACAGAAGAAAUGCAGCUAGGAGUAAACAACAAAAAGGAAUGUUUUAAUGUUAAAUUUAUUUAAUUUUAUGGAAAUAUUUAAAAAAAUAUAUAAUUCAGAUAAAC
Sipha flava (yellow sugarcane aphid) is the source of this 2147-nucleotide messenger RNA. Its product is annotated as activating signal cointegrator 1 complex subunit 2. Gene Ontology annotation, molecular function: ubiquitin binding. NCBI's taxonomy places the organism in Eukaryota, Metazoa, Arthropoda, Insecta, Hemiptera, Aphididae. The record is from RefSeq and is a predicted model, not a curated record. Gene Ontology annotation, biological process: regulation of DNA-templated transcription. The transcript is spliced from 12 exons. The coding region runs from base 126 to 2090 and encodes 654 amino acids.